UAUGCGUAAAUUGAUUUUAUUACGAUAGAAAACAUAAAGACAAUGAAUGGAAUUGAUAAUAAAUAAUUUACAAUAUCAUAUGUUGCUUCUUUGGAUCUUAUCUUUGUUUAAUUUUGAAUAUUAUAAUCUCUCUGAAAAUUAUAUGCAUAUUGAGUAGUGCAUGCAAGACAUGGUGAAAUAGAACAUCAAAAAGUGAUAUUGGAGCUAAACUUCAGAUAUCUGAACUCUCUUUUUAUUUCAAAGUCCCAUGGACUGUGACAUUCAAAGGUUCAACUGUACUCAUGCCUUCAAAAUGUAGACCUGUUCAUGAUUGCCUUCAAUAGUGAAUUCUGGAAACCCAUUAUAGGUUUGUUGAUCUCAUAACUUAGGCAAGCUCUUUCAAACAAGUACACUUGCACAUCCCAUUAUCAAACCAUAUGUAUUUAUAGUUUGUAUUAUCACAAACAAUUACUGUAAUAAACUUCUGGCAUCCCUGAUGAUUUUCAUAUCAAUUCAUAAUUUUACACUCUUCUCCUUCAUAGAACUAUAACAUAAAUCUUAGGGGUACAGUACAUGGAACUGAACUCGAUGUACCUGUACCAUUACUUGCUGAGGGCAAUGUCGUAAGUCACCCCAUCUUCAAAUAUCAUAUAAUACCCAUUCCUCUCACAACAGCAUGUACAGGAAAAUAUUGGCAGUAAUUCUAGCAGAAAAAUCUGCCCAUUCACUUUUAUGAGUUUUUUUCCUAAACAACUGAAAUACAGAAUGGAAAGUGAGACAGUGUAGGCAUAACUGAGAGCUUUCAGGCCUAAUCGCACAGCAGGGAAAAUCAACGCCUGUAAAAAUAUAUACCGCAAAUAAUGCAGGAAUGGAUUAUAAGCCCUCCUAAAAAACAAUAAUUUCCAGGAUCUGACAGGAUCAUGCAUUUUACAGGCGACACCAUCUGCAUCUUCGUCCAUUAGAUUACAGAUUAACAGCUUUCUAGCACAGUGCUCUAUUUCAUAUCUCCGUAAUAAAUAGGGCAAAAAAUGUCUCACAUCAUUUUCACUGAGCAAGUGCAUUGGAAACUUUGGAUAAGAUGAGGGCAUGUGUUUUAUAUUAAGUGAAGAGGGUUGGUUAUACCUUUAAAGUGAUGUCCCGACACUGUUGUACACUGUCAUUGUGAACGCUGAUAUAGCUCGAAAAGGUCUCUCCUAGGAAGAUGUUUCUGUACAAAAAACAAGAGAUACAUGGGAGAGGGCAGCAAAGACUGAAAUUUAUCCUCAAAACUGAAUUUCUGAUGGAGGAGUUUUAAUUUCACGCAGGAGGAUUAAUCUUUACUUUUCAAAUAAUGGUAUGUCCUUGACCUCUGGAAAAUUAAAUGACACAAGGAAUUCUAUCUGAAAGCAUCAGUGACCAGAUUUCGUAGUUCAAUCAAUACUUCAUUACAGGAAUUCUAGUGUAUUUAUUGAAUUUCACACAGGAACUCCAUUCAAAUUUUUUUCAACACUUCUGAAAUGAGAAGAUCGGUUGUCUGUGAAUUGCAAAUAUAGGAAGAUUUUUAUUUUCAAUUCAAAAAAGUCAACAGAGUUGCCCCGCAAUAAAAUUUCACACUCGACAUACCCUUCUUAUUCUUACCCCUUCACUUGAAAAUUUCAUCAUGAAACAGCAUGACAAUUAUUGAUUAAGUAAAAAGAAGUAAAAGGACGGAAAACUAAUCAAGUAAUGUUAAUCUGAACAGCGAAAACCAACAACGGGUAAAUAAAUUAGGAAUAUGUAAAAAAAAAAAAAAAAAAAAAAAGGAUAAAAGAUUGCAUUUGAUAAUUUAUAUUGAGAUUAGCCAAACGUCACUGACAUCUUGUGAGAGCUUGCUAUAACCGUGGAUGUGGAUGAAGUUUGUACCAACUGUUCAGAAAUGGAGAAAGAAUACAAUUCUGUGUUUAUAUGAAUGAAGGGAAUCAUUACCAGUUUUCAAUAUUGGAGUGAAUUGUGGAGUAUAAAAACCUCAUACAACUAUAUUAGAAAAACUUCAAAGGGAGAAAGGUAACAAACUCUGAAAUGACGGGAAUAAACUAGCUAUCUUGCUAUUUGUGGGCCGCACGUAUUGGAUUCUGGCAUUAUAAGUGCACAUAACCUCGAGUGCUUGGGAAGAAAUAGUGAGGAUCUUCAGCAAAAUGUUUACCUAGAAGUGGCUCUGCUGCACACCUUUAUGCAGUGUAAUAAAAUUAACUUGUGAUUUGUGGUAAUUAAACAAGGCUAUUCAGUUACUACAAGUGCAUCUGGGAAAAUAAAUUUUACAGUUUUUUUUUUGUUUUAUAAAGUGCAACUGUGUGUCAAGUGUUUCAUGUUCCUCUGGGAUUUCAUUCAUGGAUUUAUUAACAAAAGAGGGUUACUGAGUCGCUGAGAUUUUCUAUGAAAAUUAAUAAUAAAGUUCUACAUCAUCUGAAGUGCCAAUACGAUGUAAUAGAUUUACGUGUACAGACUGACUAGGUUCAAUAGUGACUACAGUCUGGGCUUGGUGAUCCUGCACUCUGGCGAUGCCAAUAAUCCGAGUCCUCUUUGUAGAGGCUCUAACCACAUUAAUAUGUUUCGAGUGCGCUUCCCAACAAAUGGCUCCAAAUGUCUCACAUUCCGAGACCAGCACCUCAAGCCUUGGCAAUAUGACCUUGCCGUCCUCAAGACUUGUCUCCACCUCCUCCCUGCAACUUAAUGACACCAUGUCUAACAAUUCCAAUCCCGAUUACACUACAUUCCAGCAUCUACCUCACUCCCCUUUAUGGAAAAAUGAAACGUUCCGUUUUUUCUUUAACCCUCAUUCAAUCAAUGACUUAGUGGUGGCAUCUAAUCGAACCGUCAAUUUCAACUGCACUUCCAAUAAUAUUCCCCAAUAUGUCAACAACAGCACAGGAAGCCAGUCGGGGAAUUUUUCGCUGACUAAAGAUAGCCUAGACUUCUCCAAUAUUAGUCUUCUAUUGGUAAUACAGGCACAUGACAGAAAAGUAGCUAGCUUGGUUGUAACUAAAGGCAGCCACGAUGGAGAGGAAAAAAGUGAAAAAAUGGCUGGAGAGCUUCCCUUCGUUUCGUCGCUCAUAUACAAAUCCAUCCAGUUAAACUCUGAAAGCAAUUUUACCAUUUUGGCAAUGUAUAUGGGCUAUGCCACAAUGUCCGUAACACUGACAGAUAGCAAUGAUUUAGAGAUGGUUAAACAAGGAGCCUACCACACAUUAGCACAUGCGGAAUACGAAAUACAGGUGACACGGGCAGUCAGACCCUCGGACUUUGCUUUUAAUUGUUCAGCAGCAGCUAUUGCAAUAUUAAUAAGCUUUGGAAUUGGAUGUGUGACUGAUACAGAGAGCCUAAAAAAACAGUUGAAGUACCCUGUAUCUUUAGUGGUGGGAUUUUGCUGCCAGUUUCUCAUUUUGCCAGUGCUUGCCUUCGGUAUUGCCAUGAUGUUGCCACUAACCAAUGAUGUGAAAUUUGGGUUGCUGUGUGUUGCUUGUGUACCAGGAGGUGGCUUGGGUCAUGUUGCUGUAAUUCUCGGGGAUGCUGAUCUUCCAUUAAGCCUAGCCAUGAAUCUCAUUAGCAUCGUGGCAAUGUUAGGCACGGCACCUCUGUGGAUCUUUGUACUUGGGCAAUAUUUCUACCUAGAUCACAAAGUCAUUCCAAUAUACAACUUUGAAAUUUGGUUGGCUUCAACAUUUUUUGCAUACACAGCUGGACUUGUGAUUAACCGGUUUAAGCCGACUGUGGCCGAUGCAUUACUGACAUGGAUUAUAAAGCCAUUGAUGCUUUUAGCCUCCAUACUUUACAUAACACUUGGUGUAUAUAUCAACAUGUAUGUUUUCGAACGCAUCAAUGCGUAUGCAGUUUUAUCCGCGUUUCUUCUACCUCUCUGUGGCUUUGCAGUUGCCUAUAUCACAGGAAAAAUAUUUCGACAAAAGGACAGCUUUUGCAAAUCCAUGGCAUUAGAAACUUCCAGUCUGAAUGUCUUGAUUGUGUUAGCAGCAAUUCGGUUUUCACUAACAUCAAAGAACCACGCUGACUAUGCGUCCAUCGUCCCUCUCUGGGUGAUGUUCACCGUUCCAGGAAUAUAUGUGUUACUAGCAAUAUUAAGAUUCUUCAAGGGUUGUAUAGCUAACUUUUUGGAAAGUAGAAAACAGCAACAAUUUCGACAUUUUAGUAUUGCUUCAGGCAUUGUCAAUCAAGCCAAUAUGGCCGCCCUUUCUGCUCCUCUAUUUGUGACAGAAAUUACAGACGAUGACCAGGGCUCUGUUAGUGAAAAAAUCACUGUGUUAUAGCAAAUCCAUAAGGAUAAUAGAACAAUUUAGUUAAUUCUUAAAAAAAUUUGCAUUUAGAGAACAUUUGUUUAGCCUACCAGCUAUAGCUAGUUUCACUCGCACUUUCUCUCUGUUCCAAGUGAAAACAACGAUUUUGAUUACUCUCCUGUUAAUGGCUGCACUUUGUAUGUUACACUUAUAAUAGAAUUGAGAUAAUUUUUAGUUUCUUGUACCACAUUUUGUAAUCCAUGUUAUAUAGAUUAAAAGAAAAGUUAACAAAA
This is a messenger RNA of Ostrea edulis (European flat oyster), 4516 nucleotides long. Its product is annotated as sodium-dependent organic anion transporter-like. The coding region runs from base 2496 to 4256 and encodes 586 amino acids. The transcript is spliced from 4 exons. NCBI's taxonomy places the organism in Eukaryota, Metazoa, Mollusca, Bivalvia, Ostreida, Ostreidae. The record is from RefSeq and is a predicted model, not a curated record. Gene Ontology annotation, cellular component: membrane.